Messenger RNA from Phytomonas sp. EM1, 1059 nucleotides. Lineage: Eukaryota; Euglenozoa; Kinetoplastea; Trypanosomatida; Trypanosomatidae. The record is from the annotation of a GenBank genome assembly.
AUGCAGCGUACUCUUUUUUUCUAUUCCAAAAAAAAAGAUAAUCCAUGCGGCGCUCCCGACACGCAACGCAUAUCAUCUAAAAAUAGCCUAAAUGCUGUUCCUGUGGAUGUUGACAAAGUGGAGUCAAAUAACACUAUUCCUUUCACCAUAGCAGCGGAUAAAGGUAGUAUUAGUACUUCUGUGAACGGUAAUGGCGUGCAAAAGCGCCCCCGCUCUCCUUCCUUAUCGUCAUCGGUACGCUCACGCUCUUCAGACAAGCGAAGCUAUUUGGACAAAAAUGCUAACACUGAAUCUGGUGAGCCACCCAAAGGGGCGGCUUCUUCCUCUCGGUGGUUGGCAGACCUUAUUCUUGACGUGCACUGGAGGCGUUUUCUUUCUCCCAUUAUGGAAGACAGCUGGAGGGAUCAACUUUUCUACAGAAUCGAGCUCUUUCUCGAUAGGGAGCGUGCGGCGGGAAAACUUAUUUUACCACCCGCCGAGUGUAUCUUUUCAGCCUUCAAUAGCACUCCUUUAGGUUCCCUCAAGGUUGUAUUGUUAGGUCAAGACCCGUACCACAACAUAGGGCAAGCGCACGGUAUGUGUUUCUCAGUGUUGCCAGGUGUCCACCCACCACCGAGUCUUCAAAAUAUAUACAAAGAGCUUGCUAAUGACAUUCCUGGCUUCAAGAUUCCGUCUCAUGGGUACCUGGAGGGCUGGGCAAGGCAGGGCAUGCUCAUGCUCAACGCCACGCUUACGGUGGAAGCGCACAAGGCCAAUGCACACAGCCACUGUGGCUGGCAGCUAUUUACGAACGAUGUUAUUCAGCUUUUGUCACGCCGAUGUCCCAACCGCCUCGUGUUUCUGCUCUGGGGGAACUUUGCUCGAGCAAAGAAGGGGCUUAUAGAUUUAUCCCGCCACGUCAUCAUAGAGUGUGCUCACCCUUCCCCGCUGAGCUCCCGCCACUGGUUUGGAUGCCGGUGCUUUUCUAAGUGUAACGCGGCACUUGAGGGUCUCGGGCACACCCCAAUGUCCUGGCAGCUACCUAUGCAUCUCACUCAGAUUGGUGUUUCUACCGCUUGA